Phytophthora infestans T30-4 is the source of this 3327-nucleotide messenger RNA. RefSeq lists its product as uncharacterized. The record is from RefSeq and is a predicted model, not a curated record. Lineage: Eukaryota; Oomycota; Peronosporomycetes; Peronosporales; Peronosporaceae. Bases 1 to 3327 code for a protein of 1108 amino acids. The transcript has 3 exons. Gene Ontology annotation, molecular function: protein binding.
AUGAAGCGCAAUCCAACGCAGCGAUUGCUAGAGAAAUACUCGCAACAGAUCAAGAAUCUGACUGCAGAAGAGCACAGACUAGAAGAAAACGUGAUGUCACGCAUAUCCGAAGAAAAGGCGCGUCUUCCUCUCACUUUCCUCUUCGAACGCAACCUCAUGCGUCGAUCCGACGCGCAACAAGAUGGUCUCCGUAUCGUUACUGCGAUUUUUGCCAAACUGCAGCACCGAAUUCUCUACAACAGCUUCAUCCGCUGGAAAGAUUUCCUAGAAUGUAUUCAACACGAAGAAAGAAAACGCGAAGCUCUCUGCGAGGCCCAACAGCGUGCUGUGGCUCUUUUCGAACGAGUCUCCAGCGACGCGCACAUCGGGACACUCGCAACUGGCUUCGCACAUUGGAAAAUGGCUACACACAACAUGAUCGAACAGGAGCGGAAUCUCGCCGCCUCUGUCAUUCAGAACGCAGUGCGAGCGCGUCGAUCACGACAACACUUGGAGUCUCUUCGUCUAGCAGCUCAAGCGCAGGAUUAUCGUCGAAAUCAAUCCAUACAGGCUCUGCUUCGCUUCGAACGUUACGGUACGAUGAUGAAGUGGAGCACCCUGCGAAUUGGCGGCGACUUUGCAAAGCAGACGCGAGCUGCACAGACUCUACAGCUGUUCCUGCGUAGAUUGGCUGUGCGGAGACGUAUUGCUCGUAGGGUAAUGCGUCGACAAGGAGCAGUUCGCAUCCAAACGCAGUGGAGAGCGCAUCUAGCUCGAGUGGAAGCUGAGCGUCGUCGAGUGGAACGAGCCAUUCGCGUAGCAAUUGAGUGUAAGGCUGCCAUGCAUAUACAACGAUGGUUCCUGGCCCUGUUGAGUGUGAAGUUUCGACAACGGAAGAGAAAGAUUGACGACGAUCGAGCUCGUGCUGCUGCGGAGGAAGUAGCGCGACGUCACUGGCGGUCCGUAAUUGCAGUCCAGUGUGUGGUACGAAGUCUGUUCGCACGGAAAGUCUACGCUCGGAGGUUGAAAGCGCGUCAGAAGCAACAAGCCGCAGUGUUUCUACAGCGAUUUUGGCGUCGACGACGUGGGCUGUAUGCACUCGGUCUUCGCUUUGUCGAGCGACGCGAACGAAUCGCUCAGAGUCGCUUGCAGUCGGCCAUUGUCAUCCAGUGUGCAUUCCGUUGUUAUUGGGCAAGACACAAGCGCGUUCUCCUUGCUGAGGAGAAGCAGAAGCGACGAAGAGCGUCGACCGUGAUCCAACGUCAUGUACGUGGAAGAAGAGCUCGAAAUGACUACCGACAGGCUCGAAACGCGGCGUUAGUUAUCCAAUGCAGUACUCGCUGCGCGCUUGCACGCCGUCGACGCUCUCGACGACAAACAGCAGUCCACAAACUUCAAAGCUGGAUCACAGGAGUGUACUCUUGUCGAGCUGCUCGUCAAGUUCUGAAUGGGUUGCGAGUCGAAGCACAGCGACGAGAAGCGUCGAUUAUCUUCAUCCAGAAACUUGUACGUCAGCGUGAAGCGCAACAGACUGCUCGCUUGUUCCGAGAAGCUCUGAGCAUUGUGAAGAUCGAGCAACAGCGAUAUUUCGGUAGCGACAGCGACGCAGGUAUAGGCUGGACAACGCACCAGGCGUCGUCCGUGCUGCUAACAUACGUGACGCAACGCUUUCUCGAGGACGAUUCUUGCUUUACGACGAAAGAAUUACGCUGGUUACGCGCUCAAGUUCAAGCUGGCUAUGAGCGGUUGGCUCGGGAAGACCGCGCUGCUGUGUAUCUGCAGCGUCGAUAUCGAGGUUACGUGGCUCGAAUGGGGUACUGGGUGUAUCGACUACAGAUGGAGGAGCUACGUCGUCUCAAGGAGAAGAAAGCGGUCGUGAUUCAGAGUGCAGCAAAAAGAUGGCUGGCUAAACGAUACGUACGUCGUCUACGUGAGCAACGGAGAUUAGCAGAACUCAAGGAAGAAUAUAUUAGAGAACGCAGGCGAAAGGAGGAGGAACGACUGUGGAAAGAACGAUACGAUCGGGAGCAGAUGGAGCUGUGUGUACAGCGAGCACAAGAAGCUGCGAACCAGGUACGAGAAGCACGUAGAGAAGCAGAUUUGGCUCGAGUCAAGGCCGAAGCAGCCGAAUAUCGUGCGAAGGAACUAGCUGCAGAACGUGAGAUCGAAGCGCUACUGAAGACACCGGUUAAACAAGAGAAUGACGACAAGAAAUAUGAAAGUCAUGACAAAGAAGAAGAGAAAGAUCCGUGGAUCUCUCUUACCGACGACUAUGGGAACGUCUACUACUACAACGAGAGAACAGAAGAAAGCAGUUGGGAUCCACCCCCGCCGCGCAUAAAGAGACCAAAUACGUCACCUGAGGAAGAGGAGAAGAAGGAUACGUCUGUAGAAGACCAUGAGGGCUCCAAAGUCGAAGAAGUCGAUCCACUUGAGGAGGUUUUACGUGAAGGAAAGUGCGUUAAAUGCCAGCAAGUCCAGUCAACCAAGAGAUGUCUGGACUGUGAAGACACGAAUCGAGCAUUCUAUUGCACCGCAUGUUUCAAACAGCACACUGCCAGUGGUUCCAGUGAAGAAAACUCGGCUUUAAACGAGGUGAAGCACGACUUUGAGGUUGUUCCAAUGGCUGCGAUAAGACCUGCUCGUUGUGCGUCUGGAGUGGAUUGUACACUGGACGAAGACAACCCUCCUACGACCUCUAACAACCAAGAAGGAGAGAAGAAUCUAGCUGCCUACUACUGCUACGAAUGUCCUACUACGACAACAAGUGGCUGCUUCUACUGCGAGGCUUGUUUCGCUCGUGAUCACGCGACAGCCAUGAAGCUUCGACAUGUGGACAUCGCGCUGCGGUUCCGUCGAGGAGCUCUGUUAUGCUGCGAUUGUGGACACUCUCUAGCCGUCCGCCAGUGUGAGUCUUGCGGAGGAGAAAAGUUUUGUGAGGCGUGUUUUACCUCGUCACACACCGGGAGUCAACGUCGAAUAAUGACACACACUUGGACAGCGUUGGAUGUGCUCCGAGAUCUAUUGGAGAAGGAGACGGACACGUAUUGUGUGGAGUGCGACGUCCGUGCCAGUUGUCGACUCUGUAAUCUCUGUGGGGACGGCUUCUGUGACGGGUGUUUUAACAAAACUCACGCUAAAGGAGCUAAGCGUCGACAUACGUGGCUUCCUUGGUCAGUUGCCGCUCAACACGGCGACUGGAUCGAGAUCAAGGACGAGAAAACUACCGUGUUCUACAAUGUUGAGACCAAGUUGUCCACAACCGAGAAGCCGAAAGUGCUGCUCUCCGGAGAAGAGCGACAUCGACUAGCUCUCGCUGAACGGGAGCAGCUGCAACCAAGUUCGUGA